AGAGGAAAUAAAACACGACGGGAUAGCCGCGCAGCCGUUGUAGUUUCGGAGACCGGAGGCGUGUGGGCCCCAAGCUUGCGGUGCUUCUCCGGAGCCCAGGCUUCUGCUCAGGCUCGUAGGUACUGUCAUGUGAACGUACCCGAGGGGCUCCUGAGAGACCUGUUACCAGGACCAGUGACCCUGGUGAUGGAACGCUCGGAGGAGCUCAAUAAGGACCUGAACCCCUUCACUCCCCUUGUAGGCAUACGGAUUCCUGACCAUGACUUCAUGCAGGACUUGGCCCAGAUGUUUGGGGGGCCACUUGCUCUCACCAGUGCCAACCUCAGCUCCCAGCCCAGUUCUCUGAAUGUGGAGGAGUUCCAGGACCUCUGGCCUCAGCUGUCCUUGGUAAUCGAUGGGGGACCAAUUGGGGAUGGCAAGAGCCCCAAGUGUCGCCUCGGCUCAACUGUGGUUGACUUGUCUGUGCCUGGAAAAUUUCGCAUCAUUCGUGCAGGCUGUGCCCUGGAAAACACUACGGAUGUCCUCCAGAGGAAGUACGGGCUGCUCCCUCACAGGGAUCCUGCUGAGACUUGAGAGGCAGAAGGGCCCAGGGACUAAUGCUGGACACUACGUUUCUUGUCUACCAGUGGAUGGCCAGGCCUCACUUGAGAGGCCACUGGGGCCACAGCGUCACUAGUCUGACUUUGAAGGCAGCUUAUCUUUAAGAGCACUGUAACCAGGCCCCAGAAGAAGCUGGUUUAGCUUCACACCUGGGGAAGGGGGCUAUAUUUAUUGUCUAUAAUUUCAUGUCAGCCAAAAGCUGAAUAGAGACUUUAAGAACAUUCCUAGGA
Messenger RNA from Myotis davidii, 830 nucleotides. RefSeq names its product yrdC N(6)-threonylcarbamoyltransferase domain containing (gene YRDC). The record is from RefSeq and is a predicted model, not a curated record. Lineage: Eukaryota; Metazoa; Chordata; Mammalia; Chiroptera; Vespertilionidae. The transcript is spliced from 5 exons. Gene Ontology annotation, molecular function: nucleotidyltransferase activity; double-stranded RNA binding; tRNA binding. Gene Ontology annotation, biological process: regulation of translational fidelity. The annotation marks the transcript as partial. Gene Ontology annotation, cellular component: cytoplasm.